AUGAUGACCUCAAAUGAUCAGCUACGCAAUGUCAAGGGGAUGUCGCCCACCACCGCCCCCGUCAUAGAGGAGGAGAAAGCAGAGAUGCAGACUCCGGCUGACACGAAGCAGCCGCAAGAUCAAGAGAUAGAAGAUCCAGGAGAGAGCCUGGAUGGCUGUAGCUCAGAUGGUUGCGACGAUGACAAGUCGUGUCGCGACGAGGAGGACUACUAUGCUUUUCUCCGUGAGAUGGCGGGCUCUUUCGAGGCGACCUAUGACGACGAGGAGACACUCGAAUGCAUCUUGAGCGGUUGCCAUGUCUACUACCGUUUCGCGCACAAGAGCCAAGUGCUUGAGAAGAUCGAGUUCUACGGGAAAGAGAUAGCCAUCGGCGACCUGAGGCACACGAUAGCGGAGAAGCAGAAGCUACCCAAGGUGGAUUUGCAGAUUCUCAACGAAUCUACCGGGGAGGUGUACACUCGCGAUGGUCAUCUGCUGCGGCCCAAUGUGAUUGUCACGGUACGCCGGACACCGAUCCAAACACAGAAGAAGCCGGCUGUCCUCAACUUAGAAGGAGCUGACAUACUCAGUCGCGUGAAGCGAGCCAAGAUUGCCCCGCAGCCUAAGCCGGAGCCGGUGCCAGAAGAGAAAGCUCCUUGCCCGCCGGAGUACUUGUGCUCCUUGUGCACGGGGCUCUUCGAGCCUUGGCCGGAUCUCCACGGCAAAGAGCGGAAGAUCAGAAGUUGCGAUCUCAGCAUGUCGAGCUUUCGGCAAGAUUUUGGAGAUCUCAAGCCGCAAGCCGAUGUGAGGCCCCUGCCCAACCCACGGCUGGCGGACAUCAUCGCCUCCCUGAAUUUGGAUUUCUUCGAGCUUCCAGCCGUGACAGCAGCGGGCUAA
Symbiodinium sp. CCMP2592 is the source of this 876-nucleotide messenger RNA. Lineage: Eukaryota; Dinophyceae; Suessiales; Symbiodiniaceae. The record is from the annotation of a GenBank genome assembly.